AUCUAAAAGAAACCGCUUGCUUAUGAUAUAAAAAUUAUUCGAUAUAGUACAAAAUGCAAGCUGUUUGCUUUUAGCAGAUAAGAAUAGUUGCAAGUAUUAUUUUGGCCUUGCUAUAUUUAAUGUAGAAAGAUGCGUCUUUAAUAUUUAGAUCGAUAAAACGCCGAUCACAACAACUACUACGAAGAACGCUUUAAUAACGAGGCAAGUCGGGCCGUGCGAUGUUUAUCCGCACUGCGUUAAAGUCUCGAUCGUGGGUACAAGAAAAGUUGGUAUGGCUUGCGCCAUCGCGAUCUUGAUGAGAGUUAGUAGUACUUGUAGAACAAUACAAUGCAAUUCACAAUGAUUGACUGUUUUAUUUCUCGUGGUCUUCAGCGCAUAGCGAGUGAGGUUUGUUUGAUCGACCAAAAUUCGAACAAGGCUUCUGCCGAAGCCGAAGACAUUCAGCACGCCGGUGUCUUUUUAGGAUGCCCGCUGGUGACUGGCACGUCAGAUAUCUACAAGGUUAAAGAUUCCACCGUAGUGGUAAUUGCGGUCUGCGAAAGAAAGCCCGGGGAGGAGCUGAAUGUGAAACGCAACGUUGAGGUGUUCAAGAAGAUCGUCCCCACUAUCGCUAAACUAGCAUGUAAAGCGGUGUUACUAGUUGCAACUCAACCGAUCGACGUGAUGUCGUACAUCACCUGGAAGUUGUCCAAGUUUCCCUCGAGCCGAGUGCUCGGCACCGGAACGCUGCUUGAUAGCUCCAGGUUUCAGGAUUUACUGAGUCAGAAGCUAGGACUAGCACGCACAUCGAUCAGCUGCAUGAAUAUUGGCGCGCAGGGCGACACAUCUGUUUCCAUAUGGUCGAGCGUUCACGUGGCGGGUACGAAGAUACACGACAUAAACCCACAAAUGGGUAAAGCGGACGAUCCCGAGAAGUGGCAUGACAUCUCUGAUGCUGUAAAUAAAACGUCAGUGGCUAAGAUCACACGUAGGAUUAUUUUUGAAAGAGAAUUUGGGGAAGUAAUAAAACGUUGCGUUUGCAGCGAAGUCGAACUUAAUCGGAAGAAGGGUAAGAAAGGGCCGAGUUGCUGGGCUCUCGGCUUCUGCACCGCUGAGAUUGUUGACGCCAUCGUCAGGAAUACUAAAGUGGUAUUGCCAGCGUCGACAUAUAUACACAGUUGUUCUCAUGGAACCGACAAAGACGUAUACAUGUCGGUACCCUGUGUUCUCGGCCGGGAGGGUGUGCACGCCACGAUGCGACAGAAGCUGAACGAUCAGGAAAAGACGGCGGUGCAGCGAUGCGCCGACGACAUCCGUAGUGUGUUACGCGAGUGCGGCAUUCUUCGCGAACCGACGAACGACGUUGAGGAGUGACGGGCGGACCGUGGAAGAAAGGAGGGCGAGAAACGUGGAGGAUCUGCGAACGGAUACACGACGGAAGU
Molecule: messenger RNA, 1421 nt
Organism: Linepithema humile (Argentine ant)
Lineage: Eukaryota; Metazoa; Arthropoda; Insecta; Hymenoptera; Formicidae
Source: RefSeq, a predicted model, not a curated record